Molecule: messenger RNA, 1071 nt
Organism: Polistes canadensis
Lineage: Eukaryota; Metazoa; Arthropoda; Insecta; Hymenoptera; Vespidae
Product: gem-associated protein 8-like
Exons: 2
Coding region: 168-896 (242 amino acids)
Biological process (GO): spliceosomal snRNP assembly
Cellular component (GO): SMN complex
Source: RefSeq, a predicted model, not a curated record
AUUCUUGCAUUUGAAGCAUGGGGGCGCAUUGCAACAGCUGCCUUUUAAAAGAUACGAUAAGAAAAAAAAAUAAAAAAUAAAUCCUAUAUAUAAACAAUGAAGUUUUUUUAUAUUGACAUAAAUAUAUAACCAACGUUGCUAAAAUAUAUUUCAAAGAUUUUUCUAGUAUGGAAUUUCUAUCUGCGAGAAGAAAUAGAAAUCGAAGGAAGAAACGUAAUUUAAAGAGACGCCAACGCGGAUGUAUGAAGUUUGAGGUUAGGUCAUUUAAAAGUCAAAGAUUAAUAAAAGAACGUGCUAAUGUUAAUUUUAAUAAAGAAGAAGUAAUAAUAGAAGACACGAUGCAAGCUGAUGCGUUUUGGAAAAAUUAUGUGGCUGCUCAAGAGUGGCAAAAAAGGCACAGCGUAACGUGGUGGAGAUCUCGGUGUCUAGCAUUGGAAAAUGAGAAUGAAAUAUUACGAAAUAAAAUUAGGUCUUUAAUUGGACUGAAUAAUAAACAAACUAAUGACAUCCAGACUGUUUAUAAGCGACAACAGAAUACUUAUAAACAAAAUAAAAAUUUUCGUGAAAAUUACAAAAAACAAGAAUAUCAAGGCGAAGAAGAUUUAGAAUUUCAUGUUGAUGAGGAUAUGAAGACCUUUUUGGAACAAAGUUUACGACAUCAAAUGGAAUUGAAACAAAAGCGAGAACAAGAGUUAGCUGCUAUCGAAAAGGAAACUGUAGCUUUUAUAAAAAAUGGAGUAAUUUGUAAUCAAACUCGAAAUGAAAAUGCAAAAUUAUUGUAUGGAGAUGCUGGUCCUACAAUAAUGGCUAUGGAAACUGCAUUAAUAGCGACAAUAGAAAGACACAAAGAUAAAUCAAAACCUCAGUAUUGGCCAAAUAUUCCUUUAAGACUAUAAAAUAUUUUCCUUUUCCUUUUAAAACGUAUAAUUUAAGCCUUUGUAAUAAAAAAAUUCAAAUAUAUAUUUUAUCAUCAGUAGAUUUUAAAUUUUAGUUAGACAUUAUAUUACUAAUGAACUAAUUGCUGCUCCAAAAACUGAGUCCUUUUAUUAAAGAAUACAGAAGUACAUAGAA